Molecule: messenger RNA, 1623 nt
Organism: Schizosaccharomyces cryophilus OY26
Lineage: Eukaryota; Fungi; Ascomycota; Schizosaccharomycetes; Schizosaccharomycetales; Schizosaccharomycetaceae
Product: sphingosine N-acyltransferase Lac1
Exons: 2
Coding region: 68-1249 (393 amino acids)
Biological process (GO): ceramide biosynthetic process
Cellular component (GO): membrane
Molecular function (GO): sphingosine N-acyltransferase activity
Source: RefSeq, a predicted model, not a curated record
GACGAAGGUAAACAGAGUAGAGGGUUAGGUAGGUCCAAACUAUCCUAGAACACACCACUAUUCUAGCAUGACAGGGAGCGCAAUGGCUGGUCCAACCCCCGAAACUCAGUCUCAGAGAACAUUAAGAAAUAUUCCAAGUAUUUCUGCUGGAUCGUUUCUGACUAUGCCUACGCAAUCCAGAGGACGACGUCGUUUUCGAUCCAAAUCAUUUGUUGGACGUGCUGCUCAGAAGGCAGUUCAAAAAAGUAAACAAAGGACAUGGAUUAUCCCGCUAAUCCUUCUUACUAUCUGCAUCGGAUGGUAUUUACUUGAUCCGACUGGAAGUCCGGUGCGGUAUGGUAUUUUCUUAAGUUACCCUGUGCCGGGCACAGAUCCCGUAGAAUAUGCAAAAGGCCCUUUAGACUUUGUGUUUUGUAUAUUUUACGCUCUGGUGUUUAGUUUUACUCGAGAAUUUGUUAUGCAAGAAAUUUUGGAACCAUUGGGUAAACAUUACAAUAUUCGCAAUCAAGCCAAGCUUCGCCGCUUUGAGGAGCAGGCUUACACAUUUUUGUACUUCAGUGUAAUGGGAAUUUGGGGUUUGUGCGUAAUGAGGAAAACUCCGAUGUGGUAUUUCAAUACAUAUGCUUUUUGGGAGGAAUAUCCUCACUAUACUCAUGUUGCUUCUUUCAAAGCGUUUUACCUUGUUGAGGCUGCUUAUUGGAUUCAGCAAGCUCUAGUUUUGGCUUUGCAGCUAGAAAAGCCAAGAAAGGACUUUAAAGAACUUGUCAUGCAUCACAUUAUUACGUUGCUUUUGAUAGGUUGCAGUUACGUCUUUCACUUUACCUGGAUUGGUUUGGCCGUUUUCAUCACAAUGGAUACAUCGGAUAUUCUGCUUGCCUUCACCAAAUGCUUAAAUUACCUCAACGUUUCCGUAGUGUAUAUUUCAUUUUUGAUUUUUGUCUUCGUUUGGAUUUAUAUGCGUCAUUAUUUGAGCUUGAAAAUCAUUUGGGCCGUUUUGACUACGAUGGCAACUGUCAAUUCGUUUGAACUGAACUGGAAAGCAGGCUAUUACAAAUGCUGGCUUUCCCAGUAUGGUACUGCCUUUUUACUAAUUUCUCUUCAAGUCAUUAACCUUUACUGGUUGUUCUUAAUUCUUCGUAUUGGUUACAGAGCCUUUACGACGCAAGACACCCAUGAUGAAAGAAGCGACGACGAGGAUGAAGGAAGUUCUGUAGAGCGAGAGCCUUCCAAUGCCAAGAAGGAGGAAUAGAGUUCUUUAACUGUGUCGUUAUAUUUAUCUUUCUUCCUUAAAUUUUUUUUUUCUUUGAUUAAUUUUGCUUUAUUAUUGGAUAAGACGUGGUAUAAUAUCGUUUAGGGAAAUAUUGGUAAAAGCGUUUUGAAAUUGUCAAAAAAAUUUCUAUCUCAUUUUCCUUGCUCAUUAUCGCUACAAGGGGUUUCGCGUCUUUGCGAAUCAGUUUUUUUGUUCUACUUUUGAGGUCUUGAAAAUGGGUAAUUUAGAUUAUGGCCAGCAACCCACUUUUGCUACUGUCUUAGAGAAUGGUUUUAUUAUUUUUUUAAAAAAGCGAAUAGAAAACAAUGCCUUAAUUCUUUAGUGAAAAGAAGAAACGUAAAUAUCUUUUCUGU